Daldinia caldariorum is the source of this 1500-nucleotide messenger RNA. RefSeq lists its product as uncharacterized. Gene Ontology annotation, biological process: positive regulation of transcription by RNA polymerase II. The record is from RefSeq and is a predicted model, not a curated record. Gene Ontology annotation, molecular function: DNA-binding transcription factor activity, RNA polymerase II-specific. Lineage: Eukaryota; Fungi; Ascomycota; Sordariomycetes; Xylariales; Hypoxylaceae. The transcript has 4 exons. The coding region runs from base 1 to 1500 and encodes 499 amino acids.
AUGGCUACCUGGGAAAGUGAACAACAAACGACAACGUCGGCUCCCCAAGUAAAGUUUGAGACUUCUCCCGCCGAGUCUCUCCUCUCAGUACCUGGCGACGCAUACCCUUCUCUAUUCGCUACGUCUUCUACAUUGAAUCCUCUAGAGAGCGUUAUGACUCCUCAGUCAACUACCGACGAGAAGCUUGCCUACUCGGCAUCAGUUCAAUCCACCCCUUCCCCGGCUCCGGAAAACCCGGAAAAGAAGCCGGUCAAGAAGCGGAAGUCGUGGGGCCAGGUCCUCCCCGAGCCCAAGACUAACCUACCUCCGAGGAAACGGGCCAAGACCGAAGAUGAGAAAGAGCAACGACGAGUCGAGCGAGUUCUAAGGAAUCGUCGUGCAGCCCAAUCUUCUCGUGAGCGUAAGCGUCAAGAGGUGGAAGCCUUAGAACAAAGGAAUCGUCAGCUGGAAGAACUUUUGCUCAACCAGCAGAAAACUAAUGAAAUGUUGAUGGAUGAAUUAAAUAAACUUCGACGAGGCUCCGGUGUCAGCCGGAGCUCGUCCCCCUUAGAUGGCUUUCAGCCUUCUCCACUCACACUAUCUCAGCCGUUAUUUGGUUCAUCUCAGGAUGGCACGGCUCAAGACAAGUCUGGCAUGAUGAAUGAUUUUAUCCUCAUGCCCGAACAGGACGGCACUGUCGACCCUGCUUCUCUAUCCCCCGAAUUAACCCCUGUCCCUGACACUCUUCCCGAAUCGUCGACGACUGAACAAGUCGCGACGGUCCCCGCUCCUGCGGCUACUUCCGACGAGACACAACAUCCAGCAGCGGUGUUGUGCGACCUGCAGUGUCCUACUGUCACUCUUCCUGCAGCUUCAGGCGCUGCUGACAGCCUCUUCGGUAAUGAUUUCAGCCUUUCGGCACCCUUUGACGUUGAUACGUGGGGCUCUCAAGGCGAAUUUAGUCCUUCAUCCGACCCCCUCGAUUUUGAGUACAAUAAUCUGGCUGGUAACUCGACCCCCCAGUUUCCGGACUUCGACUUCGACCAGUUCCUCAGCACCGACGAUGUCAGCGGCGCAGCUCCAGGCGCGACCGCGGGAAGCGACUCGGUUACCCAAGAACACCCGGACCCAGCCUUCGGCCUUUUUGACUCUGAGAAUCAGAUCCCUUCGGAAGCUCUUAACCAGCAGCCCCAUCUUGGCGCGUCCGCUCAAGGAUGCGACGAUGGAGUUAUUGCGGGCGACCAGAGCCGUGGACCGCAGACGUGGCCAGACGGCACCAGCUUACCGUCGCGAGAGGUAUUGAUCACACUACUGUGGGCAAUUACUGUCGAAGAACGGAAACUAUUAGUAUCGGAGGAGGCGACUAUAGUCUCCUCGCCAGACUCCAGACUCGGAUUAUCAAGCAUCCCUGGACAACAGACACCAAAACACAACUUUGUAUUGUCGGUGACUACCACAUCAAAACGGAAAGGAGAAAUGACGGAUCUGGGCAGCGGAAAGCGGAUUAGGCUUUCUCCGUAG